Molecule: messenger RNA, 4958 nt
Organism: Mandrillus leucophaeus (drill)
Lineage: Eukaryota; Metazoa; Chordata; Mammalia; Primates; Cercopithecidae
Gene: SOCS7
Product: suppressor of cytokine signaling 7
Exons: 11
Biological process (GO): phosphatidylinositol phosphate biosynthetic process; intracellular signal transduction
Cellular component (GO): phosphatidylinositol 3-kinase complex
Molecular function (GO): 1-phosphatidylinositol-3-kinase regulator activity
Source: RefSeq, a predicted model, not a curated record
AUGGAAACGGACAAUUAUGGAAAUGGGAAAAGUCUACCCCCUGGCUUGCCCUGCCUUGGAAAGAGCUCGGGGGUGUUCCCCUGUACCUCUAUGCACUCUGUGCAAGUAGAGAUACUCCAGAUAACCCACAUAGUCCGCUUCUUCUGUGGCCAGGAAAGCAGCUGGACAGCAGAGGGCGAUGAAGAGCCACGGACUUUGCCUGUAAUCGGCUUGAGGGGGCGGCCGGCUCCUGCUGUCGCCCCGCAGGCCGGGGAGGACCCCACGGAAACGAGCGACGCGCUGCUAGUCCUGGAGGGCUUGGAAUCGGAGGCCGAGAGCCUGGAGACUAACAGCUGCUCGGAAGAGGAGCUCAGCAGCCCGGGUCGCGGAGGAGGAGGGGGCGGCCGGCUUCUGCUGCAGCCCCCAGGCCCUGAAUUACCUCCGGUGCCCUUCCCGCUGCAGGACUUGGUCCCUCUGGGGCGCCUGAGUAGAGGGGAGCAGCAGCAGCAGCAGCAGCAACCUCCCCCGCCCCCGCCUCCUCCCGGGCCCCUCCGGCCACUCGCGGGUCCUUCUCGGAAGGGCUCCUUCAAAAUCCGCCUCAGUCGCCUCUUUCGCACCAAGAGCUGCAACGGUGGCUCCGGCGGUGGGGAUGGGACCGGCAAGAGGCCUUCUGGAGAGCUGGCUGCUUCAGCUGCGAGCCUGACAGACAUGGGAGGUUCUGCGGGCCGGGAGCUGGACGCGGGGAGGAAACCCAGGUUGACAAGAACUCAAAGUGCCUUUUCUCCAGUCUCCUUCAGCCCCCUGUUCACAGGUGAAACUGUGUCGCUUGUGGAUGUGGACAUUUCUCAGCGGGGCCUGACCUCUCCACACCCUCCAACUCCCCCUCCUCCUCCAAGAAGAAGCCUCAGCCUCCUAGAUGAUAUCAGUGGGAUGCUGCCUACAUCUGUCCUUGUGGCUCCGAUGGGGUCUUCCUUGCAGUCUUUCCCCCUACCUCCGCCUCCUCCACCCCAUGCCCCAGAUGCAUUUCCCCGGAUUGCUCCCAUCCGAGCAGCUGAAUCCCUGCACAGCCAACCCCCACAGCACCUCCAGUGUCCUCUCUAUCGGCCUGACUCGAGCAGCUUUGCAGCCAGCCUUCGAGAGUUGGAGAAGUGUGGUUGGUAUUGGGGGCCAAUGAAUUGGGAAGAUGCAGAGAUGAAGCUGAAAGGGAAACCAGAUGGUUCUUUCCUGGUACGAGACAGUUCUGAUCCUCGUUACAUCCUGAGCCUCAGUUUCCGAUCGCAGGGUAUCACCCACCACACUAGAAUGGAGCACUACAGAGGAACCUUCAGCCUGUGGUGUCAUCCUAAGUUUGAGGACCGCUGUCAAUCUGUUGUAGAGUUUAUUAAGAGAGCCAUUAUGCACUCCAAGAAUGGAAAGUUUCUCUAUUUCUUAAGAUCCAGGGUUCCAGGACUGCCACCAACUCCUGUCCAGCUGCUCUAUCCAGUGUCCCGAUUCAGCAAUGUCAAAUCCCUCCAGCACCUUUGCAGAUUCCGGAUACGACAGCUCGUCAGGAUAGAUCACAUCCCAGAUCUCCCACUGCCUAAACCUCUGAUCUCUUAUAUCCGAAAGUUCUACUACUAUGAUCCUCAGGAAGAGGUAUACCUGUCUCUAAAGGAAGCGCAGCUCAUUUCCAAACAGAAGCAAGAGGUGGAACCUUCCACGUAGCAAGGGGCUCCCUGCUGGUCGCCACCAAGGGCAUUUGGUUGCCAAGCUCCAGCUUUGAAGAACCAAAUUAAGCUACCAUGAAAAGAAGAGGAAAAGUGAGGGAACGGGAAGAUUGGGAUUCUCUGUUCAGAGACUUCGGUUCCCCACGCAGCCCUGGGGCUUGGAAGAAGCACAUGACCGUACUCUGCGUGGGGCUCCACCUCAUACCCACCCCUGGGCAUCUUGGGACUGGAGGGGCUCCUUGGAAAACUGGAAGAAGUCUCAACACUGUUUCUUUUUCAGAAGUUUUGUUUUUGAUAUUUGUAUUACUUGGUAUGGAAAACUCACCUUGAAGGCAGCUGGGGUUUGUGCCCAUUAGAUUGAAAGUGGUAUGAAGGGUGAGCAGGUCCAAAGAAGGGGUGGGAGGAGGGGACGGGACGGCCAUUCAGCUGGUGCCAAAGGCAGAGUUAGAGUCUGUGCCGUGGGCCUGGAAGAUGGGAGGAAGGGCCUGAGGUUUGCAAAGGACUGAGAGUUCCUGAGGGAGGGGGAGUCUGCUUCUUGUUGCCAUGGGCAGCUGUGGUAGGAGCAGGAGAGAAAGGAGGGUAGGUGGUCUCGAAAACAAUAUUGGGCAAAACCUGGCAAUUGGCCUUAGCUGGGGGAAGUAGUGACUCCUGCAUCCUUUUUUAAGGUUUAGGAAUCUGAGUUCAGAAACACCUCUCAUGGAAGCUGUACUAGUUGUCAUUUACUUAAUUCCUUAAGUUCCAUGACCUGAAGUUAACCCAUUCUUUCUCUGCUCUCAACCCAUUCCCCCUUGAGAUAACUGUACAUGUCACUCUGGUCAUGGUAACGGCAUCCCUAUUGCUUCUGCCGGCUGUCAAGGCAAUCGUUUUUCUCAUCACCUGGGCGGUUCAGAGCCAAUCAUGGGCUGCUGAAUUUAAUGGAGCGUGCUUCCAGGUUCUUCAUGGCAAACUGUACUCAUGACUUAGGAGUCAGUGUUACUUCCAUAUGCCUGUCAGCUUAUGAGGGGGAAUGUGGAGGAAGGUGAGAAAUGCAGCUCCCACAGUUGUGCUCUUCCUAGAGAAAGCUCUCAGAACGCAGCCCUCACAGGAUUUCCUUAGGUCAGAGGAGAGCAUCGCAUCUCAUGUUUUUAGGUUUAUCACUGCUGUCCGACUUCUGAGAUGGGAGGUAGCAAGGGCUUCUAUAUUUUCCUGUGUUCAUUCUAGCAACCCAGACAUUUCCAGAUCAGAGCUUGCUGGUCUCCACUCACUGGAAAGUGUGUCAGGUGCCGAUUUGAGAGCUGCCUGUCUUCUGGCUCUCAGGAGGAGCGGGCAGAAAAACUCCAAUGGUCUUUAAUGGUUUCUGCAGCUGGCCAUGGCCAAUUCAUAUGAUGCUGUGAGUUUGCUUUCUUGUAGAGCUGCUCUGGGGAGAGGUUUGCUAUUGAGAUGUAACAGUGGAGCUGUUGGGUCUUCAUGACUCCUUUGCGUGUGUUCUGUGAGACUCUUUCUGGGUUCCCCAUGCUUAUAGCUGCCUCAUCUCACAAGAUACUAAUGUCAGGUUUGUGGCUUCCUGAUGGUUUGGGUGGGGCCCCAGUGUCUUGGUAAUUUAUAGGACCACCUCAUCUGGGAGCAUUGCCUUCUUAGUCCUGCAUGUAAUGACCAGUCUUCCUCCUUGUAGCUGAACAGGGAGGAAACUUGCACCAUUACCUGACCAUGGAGGGGCGGCCCACAAGAUGAGCUUUGCACCAUAAACACAGCCCACCUCUGAUUUGUCAUAUGGUACCUCUUCUUUUCUUGGCUUCCAUGGUAGCAUUACCAACUAUUACCAAUUAAGCAAGAUUAUGAUCCCAGAAAUUGGCUUAGCAUGUGAGUGUUGCCUCUUGAGAGUACAAGUGAUAUCGCCAUCUUGCAGGAAGUGCCACCCUGAUACAGAGCCUGAAGUCUGGAAUCCAUUGAGAUCCUUGGGUGGCAGAUAUGCAGCCUGGGAGCUUUCUUUUAUUGUUCCUUUUCAACCACUCAUAAUUUUAAGAUUAUUUUUUAGUGUGUGUGUGCCUGGCUUUGUGCUAGAUGCUAUAGAAAACAAAAAAGGUAAAAGACGUAAUCUGUGGCCUAAGGGAGCUUUUAGGUGACUGCUGCACAUCAAGCAGAAAAUCAAGGACCAUCUAAAGACAUUUGUAGUGGAUAAGAUCAGGGUAGAACAGAUGGUCUGGGAAAGUUCUGUGCCUCUGAGGUUUUGGGUUGUAGUUAAUGGCAGGACAGACAGUGAGAUGAGAAACACAUGAACAAAAGCAAGGAAACAGAAAUCUGCAUGGCAUGUACUGAACAGUGCACAGCCCUGUUAGAGCUACAUGGUUAAAGAAUCCUUUCCAGUGCAGUUGUCUAGAUGGAAGCUUCUCAGCCACCAGGCAGACCUGAGUGCCGAGGGUUUAUGCUGGUUAGGUGGAGCCCAAAGCCCAAAGGAGUCAGCAAGGCUUCUGCCCAUUGCCAGGGCCUCGCUGUGGUCAGCUCAGGCCAUGUGAGGGAGGCAGAACCUGCACACACCUUAUGUUACUGGGGUUUCUUCUGGAGAACUCAUACACUCAGGUACAAAACAAACCAACUGAGGAGGUGUGACCCAACCUCACCACCCACCUUUCUUCUCCUGGGGAGGGUCGUGUUGAACUGUGUCUGUGAUCUGUUGGUGCACUGGUCCCAGCCCUGGCUGCAGCCUAGUCCUUCCUCUGUGGAGUGGGCUGCAAAACAGCAGUGCAAGAGGAGACAGGUGUGGGUGUUUGGUGCCUGCAUGGGUGGCCUUGCACAGAGCAGUUAGAGGAAGAUGAGGAGGAGGCAUGGGGCUGGACCAGCUCUCUGGGAUGCAGCCUGGUCAGAGAGUAAAUGGAGCAGAGGAACAGGUGCAGCAGCUGGGGUAGCACCGGCCCUUCACCUCCCCAACCAGGCCCACGCCUCCUUCACCAGUGCUGUGUAGAGCUCAUUUAAAUGUAUUCCUUUCUAGGUCUGGGUGCAGUGGCUCACGCCUGUAAUCCCAGCACUUUGGGAGGCUGAGGUGGGCGGAUCACGAGGUUGGGAGUUCAAGACCAGCUUGGCCAAAUAGUGAAACCCCAUCUCUACUGACAUACAAAAAUAAGCUGGGCAUGGUGGCCUGUACUUGUAGUCCCAGCUACUCAGGAGCCUGAGACAAGAGAAUCAUUUGAACCCAGGAGGCGGAUGUUGCAGAGAGCUGAGAUCACUCCACUACCCUCCAGCCUGGGCGACAGAGCAAGACUCCAUCUCAAAAAAAAAAAAAUUUCCUUUCUGGUUGUA